UUAUAUUUUCUUUACAUGCAAGAUAUUUUAUGCAACCUUGUGAGUAGUUGUCGCAAGCGGGGAGCCAUGGCCUGGUUUUACGCUUUCACCUGCACCCUCCUUGUGAUUCAUGCUGCAGAAAUAUCGCGAUGCCAAGAGCAAUAUACGUGCGACAGCGACACUAUGCUUCCUCCGCGUUUGGUGCGCGAGAUCCGUAAAUACAAGCCAAUCGUAGACAAGAUCAUAGACACCGUUGUGUACGGCGACGAACAAAAUGUGACGUACGAGGAACUGGCCAAGUUCGUGGACACGUUCGGCGCGCGGCCAUCUGGUAGUAAGAGCUUGGAAGACUCGAUCGACUACAUGUUCGACAUGCUGCGAGGCCAGGGACUAGACUUCGUGCAUACUGAGAACGCCAGCGUGGUAAACUGGCAGAGGGGUCACGAAGAGGCGUGGAUGGUGAAGCCCAGGUUGAAGCGAAUGAACAUCCUGGGCUUGGGAAACAGCGUGUCCACGCCGCCAGGUGGCAUCACGGCGCCGGUGCUGGUCGUUGGGUGCUUCGACGAACUCCAGGAGAAUUCGAGCAAGGCAAAGGGCAAAAUAGUGGUGUUCAACCAGGAGUACGUCACCUACGGAAAGACGCUCAAGUACCGCGUGCAGGGAGCUUCGGCAGCGGCGAAGGCCGGCGCCGUGGCCGCACUCGUCCGCUCCUUGACGCCCAUGUCGAUCAACAGCCCGCACACGGGUUACAUGAAGUACGACGAAAACGUCACCAGGAUACCGACUGCAUCUAUCACCGUCGAGGACGCCGAACUGCUGGCUCGACUGCAAGAACGAGGGAGUGAGCCUGUCGUGAAGCUGGUCAUGGGAGCCAAGUCACUGCCGCCUGCAAGCUCUCGAAACACGAUCGCGGAAAUUCGCGGCGACAGCAUACCGGAGGAGGUUGUUCUGAUAUCCGGUCACUUAGACUCCUGGGACGUCGGGCAAGGCGCCAUGGACGAUGGUGCGGGCGCCUUCAUCUCGUGGCGGGCUCUGGCCAUUCUGCGAAGGCUGGGCCUCAAGCCUCGCCGCACGUUACGCUGCGUCCUUUGGACGGGAGAGGAGCUACACAUGGCCGGUGCGGCGGAAUACUUCCGCCGCCACUUCGCGCGUGAGCUGCACCGCAUGAACCUCGUCAUGGAAUCGGACACGGGAACGUUCCGUCCCCUGGGCCUCGCCUAUUCCGGCUCCAACGAGCACGCUCGUUGCAUCGUGGCCGAAGUGCUUCGCCUAUUCGCUCGCAUCAACGCGACGCGCCUCACGCUAGGCGCUUCGGCUCCAGACCUUUCGUCCUGGAUGAAAGCGGGCGUUCCCGGUGCGUCGCUGAGCACGGCGAACGAGAAGUACUUCUACUUCCACCACACCGAAGCGGACACGAUGAGCGUGCUGGACCGCCACGAACUGGACCUCUGCACAGCCCUCUGGACGGCCGCUUCGUACAUUUUUGCGGACCUGAGCGUGCGCCUCCCGUGGUGAAGACCUGGCAAUCAUUGUUUGCGUUCGCGAUGAAUGAUACAUAUAGAGAACUUUGUUGAACUCAUCAGUCAUCACAUUAUGCGAUGUUUUAAAUAAAUUUCCACAGUAAAUGCA
Molecule: messenger RNA, 1608 nt
Organism: Dermacentor albipictus
Lineage: Eukaryota; Metazoa; Arthropoda; Arachnida; Ixodida; Ixodidae
Product: carboxypeptidase Q-like
Biological process (GO): proteolysis; peptide catabolic process
Molecular function (GO): metallodipeptidase activity
Source: RefSeq, a predicted model, not a curated record